Molecule: messenger RNA, 849 nt
Organism: Baudoinia panamericana UAMH 10762
Lineage: Eukaryota; Fungi; Ascomycota; Dothideomycetes; Mycosphaerellales; Teratosphaeriaceae
Exons: 2
Coding region: 248-688 (146 amino acids)
Source: RefSeq, a predicted model, not a curated record
GGGUUCGAUUGACUGCCUGCCAUCGAGGCAGCGUUCUGCGCUCAGCGCCAGAGACUCGACCUCGUUGCUCCUUCGACGCCCUCUUGGCGCAACCUUCAAGCUUCCAAGUGGCUGUGAAACACUGUACGUGUCGAAUGGUCGUAGGCGUCGGGUGCAAACUUUUGAAAGUGUGUAUCCGCGUGUGACGUCGGAUAUGGUUGUCUUUGUUCGCGCGAGCUUCUCUCCGCUACGGUUUGGGCAAUAAUCAAUGUUAAUUGGACCCUUGACCCUUCCGCCGAUAUGCGCGACAAUGCCGUCAGCUGCGCAUUCGCCCGAAUCAGUCGUGAUAUGUAUGCGCGCAGUAGUCACUGUGAAGGCGAGAUUGGAAACUCGAGAUGAAACGCGGCGGGCAGGGCCAGGCGCCGCGAAAGGGUCACAGCGCCUGCUCCGAACAAUGGGCGCCAGUGGAGAUGGGGCCGAGCAAUCGGAUCGCUUGCCGCUCGAAGGCGAGUGUCGAGAAGGACGAUUAGGUUCAAUCAAUCGCAGCCUCUCCCUCUCACUCUCUCCAGAACUCUUUUCGAGCCUGCGCCAUCAAUCCGGUAUUUGCCCCUCUACAAUCAGGUCGGUAGCUGCCCCCGCGCAGAAUAUUGCCACAAGCUCAGAAUGUUGCACUGGGCGUGGUGGACAGAGGCGGACACGGUCCCAUUAGGUCACACUACAGCGCUGUCAUGCAAGCACGACGAUCUGAUCCGUUCAAGCUCCGCGUUGACGGGAUACGCUCGAGGAGCCGGAUCGCUGGAGUUCACUUCAGUCUGACACCGUAGAGCUGGGUGCGCCUAUGCGGGUGUAUCGACUCAGGGAUGUGCAACU